This is a messenger RNA of Iphiclides podalirius (scarce swallowtail), 459 nucleotides long. NCBI's taxonomy places the organism in Eukaryota, Metazoa, Arthropoda, Insecta, Lepidoptera, Papilionidae. The record is from the annotation of a GenBank genome assembly.
AUGCUGAAGUCCGUCGCGGCGCAAAUAGCGAGACAUACGACACUAUCGAGACGGCACCUGACGCCAGAAAUCGCGCUGCGUUUGGUGACGCCCUCGUGCCCACUUUGGUCGGCACCAGCCGAGGAGAGCCCGUUCCGGGAUCCGUUCUGGGCAAGCGACUGCGAGGAGCGGCUUCGUGUUAUCGAAAAUCAACGAAAAGAACACCGACACAACCAAUGCAACGAAGUUGGCGACGUGGAAUUAUUUAAAAGAAAUCAUUACAAACUUGCAAUACAAGCCUCGAAGAUAAACGCGGAGAUGAAUGGAGUUGCUAUUGAAACUAGCACGGAUAACAUGAUAGGAAGUGAUGUAACAGAGUUCGACGUUGCAUUAAUCGGCGAUAUGUUCUACGACGAGGAAUUCUCAAACGUUCUCUUCGAGUGGCUGAAAAUUUUGAGUGGAGUCGGUAAGAUGGUGGGU